Molecule: messenger RNA, 4479 nt
Organism: Anguilla rostrata (American eel)
Lineage: Eukaryota; Metazoa; Chordata; Actinopteri; Anguilliformes; Anguillidae
Gene: bod1l1
Product: biorientation of chromosomes in cell division 1-like 1
Exons: 18
Coding region: 135-4148 (1337 amino acids)
Source: RefSeq, a predicted model, not a curated record
GUCACUCACAAUCAAAAUAUUUAGCCGAAGCAUAGAGUGGAAGUAAAGCCAGGCUUGCUAUAUGAAGGCUAACUAAUUGUUUUUCUGUUUAUAUUGUUAUUUUUGCUUGCUUAAAGGAACGACUAGGAUUACAGAUGGCCGGUUUACCUCCCGGAGACCCGCAGUUGGUCUCUAUGAUCGUGAAUCACUUAAAAACUCAAGGUCUUUUUGACCAGUUCAGAAGGGACUGCUUGGCAGACGUGGACACAAAGCCUGCCUAUCUGAAUUUAAGACAACGGGUGGACAAUUUUGUCUCCAAUCAUCUCUCCAACCACACAUGGAGUCCACACCUGAACAAGAACCAGCUGCGGAACAAUAUCAGACAGCUGGUGCUACAGUCCGGGAUGCUGGAGCAGGGAGUCGACAGGAUAGUCGCGCAGGUCGUAGACCCCAAAAUCCACCACACGUUCAGGCCACAGGUGGAGAAAGUGGUGCGAGAAUUCUUGUCCCCUGGGACCAUGGGCGAGCAGCCAGUGGCCUGUCCCAAUCAGGUGGAGGAGAGACAAGACAUCUACGUACCAGCACCAGGCCCCUCGUCUGCACCUGUAACCACGGCGUCCAGCGACGCCAUGUCCAUUCUGGACACCAUCACCUCUCUGAACCAGGAGGCAAGCAUCUGGACCAGCGGGGACAAGGCUGGCAGGAGGGUCAGCCCAGCACUGGGUCCCGAUGGUGGGCCGGAGAGGGACCCAUCGCAAGACGAGACCCAGGAGGAGAUGGAAGUGGGGGAGCAGGACAUGAGUCUGGUGGAGGAGGAGGAAGAGGAGCAGGAGCAGGAAGAGAAGGGGAAUGGGGAGGAGGGUAGCGAGGAGAAACCUGGUCCUGAGGCCCUAGUCCAGGUCCAGGAGGCUGAGGUGGAGGAUGCCCCGGAGGUUAGCGGCCUGGAAAAACUGGGACCCGAAGAGGACGAGGAGACUAGGGAGCCAGCGGAAGAGACCAGGGAGGUGAAGGCUGAGGAGGGGAAGGAGAAAGAGAAAGAAAAGGAGAAAGAGAAGGAGAAGGCCGGCAGCAAAUCUGCAGGCAAGGCCAGAGAAGAUGGGGAGCCCCAGAAGUCCCCCAGCGAGAAGCAACACAUGCGUCAGAAAGCCAGGGAGAGGUUAAAAGAAGAAUACUCUCUGGAGGACUCUGACCUGGAUGGCUUGAGUGACAUCACAGUGAGCUCUGUCCACACCAGCGACCUGUCCUCCUUUGAGGAGGAGAGCGAUGAGGAGCCACAGCUAUCCGACAGCACAGAGGAGGGCGAGAUCACUUCUGAGGAGGAGGAGCUGGAGAGCAAGCCGAAGGCCGCAGACAAGCCCAAAGAAGAGGAGCCCAAGGAGCGGAAACCCCGCGGAGGGAGGCAGGCCUACGUCCACAAGCCCUUCCUCUACUCCCGUUACUAUAGCGACUCUGACGACGAGGUCACGGUGGAGCAGCGGCGGCGCUCUGCGGCUAAAGAAAAAGAGGAGAGGUUGCUGAAGAGACAGCAGAACAGAGAGCGGAUGGAGGAGAAACGCAGACAGAAGGCCACCCAGCAGGAGGAGAAUGAUGAGGGAAGGUCAGAGUCGUCCUCUCCAAACCUUGAGCCGCAGGGACCGAGCGCCAAGGAGGCCCGCAAACAGAAGAAGGUUCUGGAAAAGAAGGUGGCCAUCAGUCGUAAGAGGAAGAGAGAUUCCAGGAAGGAGGAUGAGCCUGGAAAUAAGAAGAAGGGCGAUGUGGAAGAGGAGUUACUGAAGAAGUCUGAUGAAGUGGCGAGGGGCGGCCCCUCCAAAGGCCAGCCGUUCAGGGGCCCCAGGAGGGCGUCGGAGCCGGACGAGGGCCGGAGGCGGAAGAGCAGCAGCGUGUCCGAGGAGGGUCCCCCAGCAGGGGGGGGCGGCGAGCAGCGGAGGGCGGCGGACAGGAGCCGAACGCACUCCUUCAUCCUGGACCUGGAGCAGGGCUCCGAAGGGCUGCUCCGCCAGAGGCCCGGGGGCAAGUUCGACAGGAACCCCAAGCCCCCCAGAGAGCGGGGCGAGCGGGAGCGCAGCCUGUCGGACGAGCGCGCCAAACACAAGCCCAAACCCGAGAAGAGAGGAGGGGGCGAGGCCUACGCCGAGGAGAGCCUGCAGAGAGACCCGGGUCACGUGACCAAGGGGCCCGCCGACGAGAAAGCCGAGAGGAAGAGCAAGAGCAGGGGGGACAGGCGGAGCUCCACGUCCGCCAGGGAGGGCCGGACCUCCGUGUCGGAGGGCGGGGCGGCGGAGGAGGGCGGGGCCAAGCGGGCGAGGAUCGUUUCGGGCGACGGCGUCAGGGCGGACAAGGCCAGGGCGGAGAAGGGGGCGCCGAAGAGCGAGGGGAGACUGCUGCUGGUGCCGCACGAGUCCGCCGGGUCCUCCGAGGACAGGUCAGACAUGGAGCCGGGGUCAGAGGUCGCCAAGAAGAAGGACAGGCAGCCCAAAGAGCCGCCCAAGCGCUCGAAGAGCCAGCCGGAGGUCAGGGACGCCGCCGGGGCAGACCGCCGGUCCAGGGCCGGCUCCGAAUCGGACGCCGACCCGGGGUCGAGGGUCAGGACGGCGGCGGAAAAAUCCAGGUCCAGGUCGAGGGAGGACCCCAAAACUCCGGCCACGCCCAGGGGAGAAAAGAAGGGCUCCACCCCGGAGAGCAAGGGCAAAGGGACCAAGCCCUCCAAGGAGAGGAGGAAAGAAAGCGCCUCCAAGGAGGAGAAGAGGAGAGAGGGAAGCCUGAAGGAGGAGAGGAAGGCGUCCGAGGAGAGCGCCGCGGAGAAGGCCGGGAAGGGGGCGGGGCAGAAGGGCGCGGAGGCGGAGAGAAAGACGGGCGAGGAGGCGAGCCGGGGCUCCAAGGGAGACCAGCCGUCCCCCGGCUCCUCCCUGUCUCCGCCCAUUCCGGACACCAGCAACCCCGCCCCCGCCCCCCUGCCGGACACCAGCCUGGGCCCCGAGGCCCUGCCCGUGGCCCUGCCCGUGGCCCCGCCUGCGGCCCCGCCCGCACCGCUUGCUGUCGGCCUAGCGGACGAUGCCUUCGACGCCCUGAGUGACAUCACCCCCGAGCCGGAGGACGAGGGCGAGAUGCAGAUCGACGAGGACGCGGACGCGGGCGCCACGGAGACCCCGAGCGGAGGGCUCCCGUUGGACGGCGGGUUCGGCCCGGGAGGAAGUGAUGUCGCGGCGGCUCAGGCCCGGCUGGCGUGGCCAGGGGAGGAAGGAUUCGGGAUGGGGUGCACGCCGUCCGAAAUGUCCCUGCGCGAGGCGGCUCUCACCCUGCUGUCCAUGGACCCCGACACCACCACCUCGCCCGGCAUGGUCGCCGAGGCGAUCUCGCCCGCGCCGCGGCAACCGGAGAGCCGCGGCGACGAGGCGGCAGGUUUGGACAGCCGCGCCCUCCCUCAGACAGACCGGGUCUCCGACAGCCUGCCUGGCACUGAAGCAGGGCUAUCGCAGGGAUCUGUGGAAACGCUAACGCCUGAUAGCGAGCCGGCUGUUAGCACAGGACUUUUGGACACAGCUGUGAAGGAGGUCAGUGUGUCUGAGGUCUCGUCUGCGUCAGAGAGACCGUCCUCACAGGUGAGGGGCGCCGCCGCCGCGCCCUGCGCUCAAACCGAAGCGGAGCACGCCGGAAGCGUGCCCGAACCCCAGCCUGAGGAGAGGCCUGUGGCCGGUCCCGAAGUCUCCGCUCCUUUAGAGCAGAGCGAGGAGCAGGAACCCGUCCCGGACAGUGAGGGUCCCCUCGUCACCACUGCUCAGAUCAGAGCAGAAGCCAGUGAUGGCAGCAGUGGAGAGAUGGAGUGUUCUGGACAGACCACCACAGACCAGGCAGACAGCAGUGAGCCGUCGGCAGUGGCUGAGGAGGUGGAGGGUAAGGUGGAGAGCCAGGGGGAGGUGCUGAGCAGUACCAUGGAUACGGUGCCCAGUAGUGACGGCCCAAGCACAGAGGGUGAGAGCCAGCCUGAUCAGGCAGGAAAAGCAGAGGGAAGUGCAAAGGAGGAAGGAGAAAAGACAGAAGAGGCGGUCACCGAACGCAAAGGACGACGGGCUAAAGCUGCUACCAAGGAGACCGGUAAAGAGAAGAAGAUGCAAGAGAAGGGAGAGUCCGAGGUUGCAAGCUUGUCUUUUCGUUUCCAUGUAUUUGUAUAAAAAAGAUGAUUGUUCCAGACUACUUCAUAUAAAUGAGAUGAAUUGUUUGGUUUUGUCUGCAGUGGUAUUGAAACUUACAGUGAGCUCCAUAAUGUUUAGGACAAAGACAUUUUUUUAUUCUUUACUCAACCAUUUUAAUUGUACAGAGUACAGAGACAAGUCAAGAAGAAGAAAAAAAAAAAGUCCAAAACUUUAUGGAGCUCACUUUAUGCAUUGUUUGUGUUGUGGAAGUUUUUAAUAUGUCGUGUAACAGUAGAACAUGACAAUGAAGAUUUUUAUGUUAAAAAUAAAAUUAAGGACAUUAUUUAAUUAUUUUUCUUGCUUAUAGUUA